AUGCCAGCGGCUCCCAUGCCACCCUGGGUCCUAAUCCAUCCAGAGCCUCAGUGGGAGGAGGGAGGGAUGGAGGGAGGGCAAAGAGUCUACAAGAAGACCAGCGGCAACGAAUCGAUUGCUCUCUACCUGGGGAAGAGAGACUUUGUGGACCAUGUGGAGAGUGUUGACAUUGUCGAUGGGGUGAUCAAGGUAGACCCCGCUGAACUUGAAGGCAGGAAAGUAUGGGUGUAUCUGGCAUGCGCCUUCCGUUAUGGUAGUGACGACCUGGAUGUGAUCGGACUGUCAUUCAGAAAAGACAUCUGGGUUAAAAGGAUGCAGAUCUACCCUGUUGUUGACACCAAACCAGCCAACACCCCCAUGCAGGAGGCCCUCCUGAAGAAAUGUGGGGACCAAGGCCAUCCCUUCACUUUCACUAUUGAUACCAACCUGCCAUGCUCAGUCGGCCUUCAGCCUGCACCAGAGGAUGCUGGCAAGUCUUGUGGUGUUGACUAUGAGGUGAAAGCAUACAUCGCCAAGGAGGCAGAUGACCCUGAUGAGAAAAUUAGCAAGAAGGACACUUGCCGUCUGAUAAUUCGCAAGAUCCAGUUUGCCCCAGGCAAAGUUGCUGCUGGACCAAAGGCUGAUAUCAGCAAGAACUUCAUGAUGUCUGACAAGCCAGUCCACCUGGAGGCCUCCAUAGAGAAGGAGCUCUAUUUCCAUGGAGACCCAAUCCCUGUAAAUGUCAAAAUCAACAAUGAAACCACCAAAGUGGUGAAGAAAAUAAAAAUUACAGUUGAGCAGACAACAGAGGUGUUGCUUUACCAGUCUGAUAAAUAUUCCAAGACGGUUCUUACUGAGGAAUUUGCGGAGGAAAUAAAAGGUGAAUCCACCCUGGAGAAGACGUUCACGGUGAUCCCUCUGCUGUCCAACAACAAAGAGAAGCGUGGUCUGGCCGUGGACGGCAGACUAAAGGAUGAGGAUACCAACCUGGCUUCCACCACAAUCAUCCGUCCUGGCAUGGAUAAAGGAAUGCAGGGAAUCAUGGUCUCUUACAAAAUCAAGGUGAACCUCUUGGUCUCCAGCGGAGGCCUCUUGGGAGGCCUAACAGCCAGUGAUGUCGGAGUAGAAGUCCCCUUGGUAUUGAUGUCCCCCAAACCCGCAGAUGUUGACCUGAAUAGUUUGUGUUUUAGUAAGAGGCAGCAGGUGCUUCACGUCACACGCCUCGGGCUCGGCCUGUGUCAUGCUUUGCUCUCCGGAGCAGGGCACCGCUCAAAGGAGUGA
Salvelinus namaycush (lake trout) is the source of this 1260-nucleotide messenger RNA. Its product is annotated as arrestin-C-like. The record is from RefSeq and is a predicted model, not a curated record. Gene Ontology annotation, biological process: visual perception; signal transduction; G protein-coupled receptor internalization. The transcript has 15 exons. Bases 1 to 1260 code for a protein of 419 amino acids. Gene Ontology annotation, molecular function: G protein-coupled receptor binding. Lineage: Eukaryota; Metazoa; Chordata; Actinopteri; Salmoniformes; Salmonidae.